ACAAUUGGCAGUAAUAGCAUAAUCUAAUCAGCUAAUUUGCAGUUGCACCUUGUGAAUCCAAGACAUUUUGACUACUGUGAUGACAAAUGUCAUUUUCAAUUAGAGAGCAGAUCAUGCUAAACCGCUGUCCAUUUGUUAAUUAGAUAAACUUGCUGUACAAUGUACAAUUGAGAAUAAGGAGCUGGGUUUGAAGUGUGAUAAGCUCCUUGCUUAUCUGUAUGCUUGUUUCAUCAAAAACAUUUAGUUCCCAUGGAAGGUGUGAUGUCCCAGUUGGUAGAUGUUAAGAUGGAACCAGAUACUAUGCAACACUUAGAACUGAAGAAAGAUCUAUUACGGGAUGUUGAAGAGAUCGAAAGAUCUGUCAUUUUUAGGGGUGAAGUUACAGAAAAAGGUAAUGUAUGGAACCUACCGGAAGCAGCCGCCUAUGUCACAUUUCAUGAAGGGGCUGUGCCAAAACCUUUGUUAUUUACUUGUUCAGUAUGGCCUCCUAAACUUUGCAGUCCACCCAUUUCUAGUGAUGAGCUUUUGGUAAGCAAUGUGAUUGAAUUGUCACACGAUGGUCCACCAGACCUAGAGUUACGUGGAGAUGACGAAGGAAACGUAACUGUGGCUUUGUUGCACAGUGCCAGUGAUUUGAAGGGCUAUGAAGUGGUUAUCAAGCAAUUGGUGGAUCCAUAUGACAACGUAUGGAAGGAUUUGGAGACUUGGCAUGCAUCAGAAAAACCAGAAGUUUCUGACUGGCCUCAGCUUGUUGAAGCUACAUGCACCCCGUCACGAUUUUCUUCCUUUGCUGUCGUUUGGCGCCUUAAGUCCUUCACAUUCACAAGUGGUACUUUAGUGGCUCCUCAAUUCACAUGUGUAGUACCUGACUUUCCAGACAUACGUGUUGAAGUUCCUCUCGGUUCUGUACCGGUUGAUCAGGAUUUUACUUUGACAAUUAAGGUACAAGAAUUUCCAAGCAAUGAGGUUGAAGACAUUGGGAUGCUGUGUGGUCCUGUCAUUCACAUUUCAAGCUCUCAGAACAUUGAACAUAUGGAGCCUGUGACUAUCAAGGUUCCCCUCGCCCUUCGUGAAAGUAAGCAUGACUUAUCAGAGCUUUCAAAUGAGGUCAUAAGGAUAUCAUACCUCGAUUCAGAGGGCAAACAAUGGAGAGAUAUCACAGGUCAACUAGAGGGGCCAGUUACAGUUAAAGAUGGAAUUGUAGAAUUCAAAGUGAAGCAUUUUAGUCGUUUCUGUCCAGUCUGCAUGUUCACAGAGUCUGUUGCUCUUUUACAAGAUUUUUUUCAUCGUCUUUCCUUCAGACUCAUGCCUCAAUGUGUACAUUUUCUCACUUGUUUAUGUAAGACAACAGUUCCUGAUACUUACAGCCUUUCACUGUACUGUUAUCCAAACUUUAAAAAAGCUGAGGUGGAAAAGAAAUUGUCAAGAUAUGUCACACCUUACCAAGGUGAAGGAAAGUCAAAGGAGCCUGCUUGUGUUGGGGAUAGAAUUGUGGUUUCCUUAAUAGCACUUGAUUUUGUGAGGGAGUCUCAAAGGAAUCAAAAGUUAGUUCUCAAGUUUCUUGGAAAUGAUAUAUCUGACAACAGUGAUAUGGCUUUGAUUGUUCGCUUGGACAGUGAAGGUGUUCCAAUAGUGAAGUUCUCGAAAGACGAAGAACUGCAAAAAGUUCUCUGUGAAGUGCCAAUCUUAAAGACUCGACCGGCAUCUGUGGUUCCUGUAACAGAGAGCAGAGAUCAAAGAGUGGCACCUGAGGAAAGACCUGCACUGGUAAUCUUAUGCCCAACUGGUUUUAGUCAAUGCAGGUGCAGAAGAUUUGAAUUUUUUUUUUUUCCCAACCCUCAAUUAGUUGCUGAUGUAGAGAAGGAGGAAAAAGAUAAUGAAGAUCAAUGCAAUCCACGUGUCAAACAAGGUACACCCAGUGACGAUGAACUGGAAUAUCUUGCCUCAAAGCUUAGUGAUCUUUGGAAAAAGCUUGGGCGCCGCUUGAAAAUCCCAGAACCAAAGCUUGAUGAUCUGAACAAAUUAAACGAGGCUCUCUCUGAAAAGGGAUAUAAAAUGCUCAGGCAUUGGCAGGAGGUAAACGGGUCAGCGGCAACGUACGAAAUUUUGGGUCAUGCCUUACUGGAUAGGCUUGUGAAUCGACGAGAUUUAGCGGAGGAAUUUUGCUAUGAGAAACAAUAACCGAAAAAUGUGCCCCUAACGUCAGAUUGUAUAUUUUGUAUGUACUAAUUCUUAUAUUAAUUUAAUCUUAUUUUGUGAGUAUCUGAUUUCUGAUUUUUGGGGUUUUCGUAUCAGGCGGCGACACAAAAGCGUUUUAGCCCGAGAGGUGAUGACUAGUUUUUUACUAUUCUGUGCAGCUUUGUCGGACGGUAUUAAAUUCUCGGGCUCCUAGUUCGAG
This is a messenger RNA of Pocillopora damicornis (cauliflower coral), 2398 nucleotides long. RefSeq lists its product as uncharacterized. NCBI's taxonomy places the organism in Eukaryota, Metazoa, Cnidaria, Anthozoa, Scleractinia, Pocilloporidae. The record is from RefSeq and is a predicted model, not a curated record.